This is a messenger RNA of Camellia sinensis, 390 nucleotides long. Lineage: Eukaryota; Viridiplantae; Streptophyta; Magnoliopsida; Ericales; Theaceae. The record is from RefSeq and is a predicted model, not a curated record.
AUGCUGCAGCAGCAGCAGCAGCAGCAUAAGAAUGAAAACCCAUACCCAACAGCAGCAGCUCCUCCAUCCUCUCCGACUGGAUCACCGGCAUUUCACCACCGUAUGGCUAACAAGCGCAGGCACCCAUCCUCCGAGAGGGGGCGGCCACCACUACCUCCUACAUCUCUUGGCACUGCAAAUCACCACCGGUUCGUGGCCAAUUCACCCAAAUCAGAGGCAGGUCAAGUUCACCUCCACAGCCAAGCAGAAUUCAUACACACUACUACUCAAGAGGAACCCAAACCGAGCUCCAGUAGCGAACCCAGUUCAACCGAUGAAAAAGAAACCGGUGUCGACAAUCAGCUACACGCAGCCCGGCUCCGACUCCGCCGGUCCAAAGGAUUCCAUUAA